Amphibalanus amphitrite is the source of this 1223-nucleotide messenger RNA. RefSeq lists its product as uncharacterized. Lineage: Eukaryota; Metazoa; Arthropoda; Thecostraca; Balanomorpha; Balanidae. The transcript is spliced from 5 exons. The record is from RefSeq and is a predicted model, not a curated record. Bases 296 to 1117 code for a protein of 273 amino acids.
AGUGCCUCCUUCCGACAGCAGCCACACUAGACCGCUCCAAUCUGUACGGCCGACGUGCUAUGCACCGGGCGUUGGCUCUUCUGCCGAGGAGGAGCUUUAUUGGUCGUCCGAGGGCCAUCUCACGAGGCGAGUCCACUGGCGGGGGUGCCAGUUACUGGGCAGAGCUGCAGCUCCCUUUGUCACCGUGUGCAGGAGAGGCAUCCGCUGCCGAAAUCUGCGGCCGACUCCAGGCAGCUUCUGACAGCUUCCCGUCAUCUACUGGCAGCUUCCGAGCGCAGCUUUCCACAGCUCCGAGAUGAGCCGACUGCUUCUGCCGCAACUGCUGCUGGUGGCGACCCUGCUGGUGGUAUGCAUUCUCGAGGCGACUCGGUGCUCCACCACGCCGGCUAGCCCGGAGACCGUGUCCGUGGCCGGCGCCCCGGCGCGCACCAAACCCACCUCCGACGGGUGUGGCCCCAGCCGGUACAGUCUGCUGGGGCGGUGCUACAAGCGGCGCGGUGCGGGCACGCUGUGCCUGUCCGACUCGUGGUGCCGCUCCGGCCGCUGCCGUCUCGGCCUGUGCCAUCGCGGCACUGGGGACUGCCGCUCCGACCAGCCGGCCUGCGGCACUGGCCAGGAGUGUGUCAGCACAGCAGACGGCUGGGUCUGCCGGGCACCCACUGGAGCACUGGCUCUGGGAGCCGCCUGUGCGCGGGACAGCGAGUGUGCCACGGGGGCGUGUAACACCGAGACCGGCUCGUGCGACUGUCCGACCGACUUCACCUCCUGCGCUGGGCAUUGUUACAGGGCCACCAAAUUCCAGGCUGAACUGAGUGAUGCUUUGAACGUGUGUCACGCCAUGGGCUACAUCUUGGCUACACCAAGAAGUGCAGAAGAAGAUGCGUGUCUGUUGUCUUUCAACCUCACAAGUGACCAUUUAGUUUAUCUUGGCUAUAUGAGCAUCGGAGACGAUCAGUUUAUUGGUGAUGAUGGCGAACUGAUGACCUACACCAACUGGGCGGAAGCUGAUAACUUCGUUGGUGAGGAUGCUGUCGUGUUGGGUAGUGUAUUGACCCAGUGGAUUAAAGUUCCUACCUCUGGACAAUACGACGCUUUGGUAGUCUGUCAAACUGCCUAACCAAUAGAGUGUAAACUAGUAUGUGUUCGAUAAAAAUAAUGACAACACUGCUGUUUUGUUAACCCUCGCCUGACGCUCGAACAAGCGAUUUUACCAUCUUAGAACG